GAACGUGUUGUUGGUUUUGUUUGUCUUUCCCCAGCAUGUUCGGUGGCAGUGCUUCCACUCAGGUCAACGCGUGACCCCUGGCUAUGGGUUUGUUCGUUCAGCCGCACGUCAGGGCCCAAAGAUGAGUUUGCUCACCGACGUCAUUUACAACUUUUUGAUAUAAAUACAAGCUGAUGCUUUCGGGACGAUUGCUGUAAAAAAUGAAAGAAAAGAACAACAUGAGCCAGCAGGACUAGAAAGUCAGCUUAAUCCUAUCUCAAAUUUCGACCCAAGAACAAACCAAAAUUGCAGUAAAAGUUGCCGCAAUGGGUUGCAUGACAUCGAAACAAACCGGCCAGCGAUCUCUCGUCAAGAGACCCGCUGCUACAGCCCAGAACCCGCCAGCCACCGCCGACACCAUAUCCAGCGGCUCGACCGCGACCUACGUCGAGAAGCGGUGGUCCCAGCAGCCACCCGCCUACACCCGCGACGCCACCACCGCCGCGGCAGCGUCGACCAGCCCCGGAACAACGUCCCCCAUCACAUUCCCAAGCUCCUCCGUCCAGCCCGCCGACUACGCGGGCCUCACGCAGCACGAGCAAGGGCUGCGGGCGCAGGUCGAGGAGCGCAGGAAGCGCCGCGAGGAGGAGCAGAAGCGCGCGGCGGCCGAGUCGCGCCGCAGGUACGCCGCCGCCACGGCGCAGAGGCCGCACAAGGGAGGCCGUGGCUCCUCGGGCGGCGGUCGGAGCCGAGGCGGUGGCGGUGACGGCGGCGGUGGAGGGUUCUUUUUCGGGCCGAGCAUCGACUAUGGCGGUGGGAGCUCUUGUGGCUCCGGAGGGGGUGAUUCUGGUGGCGGUGGUGGGUGUAGUGGUGGUGAUGGCGGCGGCGGCGGAGGUGGUGGCGGUGGGGAGUAAGGACAUGGAGGCGUAUGGAGUGAUGCAGUGCUAGGGUCAAGAUGAUAGGGACUUUUUAUGACAUGACCGAUGAUACUCGGUGUUUAUUCAGGAAUCUCAUUAGUGGCAUAUUAACAGUACAUCACAAAGGCUCCCUUCCAAGUAUCUAUCCGCCCCACUUGGCUGUCGCCUGCUGAAAGGUAG
Messenger RNA from Pyricularia oryzae 70-15, 1076 nucleotides. RefSeq lists its product as uncharacterized. The record is from RefSeq and is a predicted model, not a curated record. The coding region runs from base 306 to 893 and encodes 195 amino acids. The transcript is spliced from 2 exons. NCBI's taxonomy places the organism in Eukaryota, Fungi, Ascomycota, Sordariomycetes, Magnaporthales, Pyriculariaceae.